This is a messenger RNA of Tachyglossus aculeatus (Australian echidna), 4516 nucleotides long. It is a transcript of the gene WDR35, whose product is annotated as WD repeat domain 35. NCBI's taxonomy places the organism in Eukaryota, Metazoa, Chordata, Mammalia, Monotremata, Tachyglossidae. The coding region runs from base 72 to 3617 and encodes 1181 amino acids. Gene Ontology annotation, cellular component: non-motile cilium; intraciliary transport particle A. The record is from RefSeq and is a predicted model, not a curated record. Gene Ontology annotation, biological process: intraciliary retrograde transport; non-motile cilium assembly; protein localization to cilium. Gene Ontology annotation, molecular function: protein binding. The transcript is spliced from 28 exons.
GCGGAAGUGGCGGCGGUUGCCAAGGAGACCGAAGCGGGCGCGGGCCGCGGCCUGGCCGACGACGCGGGAGGAUGUUCAUUUACCUCAGCAAGAAAAUCGCCAUUCCUAACAAUGUGAGGCUAAAGUGUAUUUCCUGGAACAAAGACCAGGGAUUCAUCGCCUGCGGCGGAGAGGAUGGGCUGCUGAAAGUCUUAAAGCUAGAAACGCAGACAGAUGAUGCAAAAUUACGAGGGCUUGCGGCACCCAGCAAUCUUUCGAUGAAUCAGACUCUUGAAGGCCAUAGUGGCUCCGUUCAAGUUGUGACGUGGAAUGAACAGUAUCAGAAACUGACUACCAGUGAUCAAAAUGGACUCAUCAUUGUGUGGAUGUUGUAUAAAGGUUCUUGGUACGAGGAGAUGAUUAACAACAGAAAUAAAUCAGUUGUUCGUAGUAUGAGCUGGAAUGCUGAUGGACAGAAAAUCUGCAUUGUGUAUGAAGAUGGAGCUGUGAUUGUUGGUUCAGUUGAUGGCAAUCGCAUUUGGGGAAAAGAUUUGAAAGGUAUACAACUGUGCCAUGUAGCAUGGUCUUCGGACAGCAAAAUCCUACUCUUUGGGAUGGCAAAUGGAGAAAUACACAUCUAUGACAAUCAAGGGAAUUUUAUUAUGAGAAUGAAGCUAAAUUGCUUAGUGAAUGUCACUGGAGCGAUCAGUAUUGCUGGAAUACACUGGUAUCACGGCACAGAAGGUUACGUGGAACCGGAUUGUCCCUGCCUUGCUAUUUGCUUUGACAAUGGAAGAUGUCAGAUAAUGAGACAGGAGAAUGACCCAAAUCCCAUCUUGAUUGACACCGGGAUGUACGUCGUGCAUAUACAGUGGAACCACUGUGGAAGUGUCUUGGCUGUGGCGGGAUCCCAGAAGGCAGAAACCCAGGAUAAAGAUGUCAAUACCGUGCAGUUCUAUACUCCGUUUGGCGAGCAUUUACGAACAUUGAAGGUUCCUGGAAAACAGAUGUCAGCCCUGUCUUGGGAAGGAGGAGGAUUAAAGAUUGGGCUGGCUGUUGAUUCUUUUAUAUAUUUUGCAAAUAUUCGACCAGAUUACAAGUGGGGUUAUUGCUCCAAUACAGUAGUUUAUGCAUAUACCAGACCUGAUCGACCGGAGUAUUGUGUUGUCUUUUGGGAUACAAAAAAUAAUGAGAAAUACGUUAAGUAUGUCAAGAGUCUUAUUUCCAUUACUACCUGUGGAGAUUUUUGCAUUUUGGCAACCAAGGCUGAUGAAAAUCAACCUCAGGAGGAGCAUGAGAUGGACUCAUUUGGUGGAACGUAUGUGCUGGUUCUUUGCAAUUCUAUCGGGACCCCUCUGGAUCCUAAAUACAUUGACAUCGGACCAUUAUUUGUUACAAUGACCAAAACCCACGUGAUAGCAGCUUCCAAAGAAGCAUUUUAUACCUGGCAGUAUCGUGUGGCGAAGAAAUUGACCGCGCUGGAAAUUAAUCAAGUGGCCCGGUCCAGAAAAGAAGGGAGAGAAAGAAUUUAUCAUGUCGAUGAUACGCCUUCUGGAUCAGUGGAUGGAACGCUUGACUAUGGCAAGGCCAUACAAGGGACAAGAGAUCCAAUUUGUGCAAUAACAGCAUCUGAUAAGACGCUGAUUGUGUGUCGGGAAUCUGGCACCAUUCAAAGAUAUAGCCUUCCCAAUGUUGGCUUGAUUCAGAAAUAUGCCUUAAACUGCCGAGCUUACCAGCUGUCUUUGAAUUGUAAUUCCAGCCGCCUAGCCAUCAUAGACAUUUCUGGAGUUCUAACUUUUUUUGACUUGGAUGCCCGGGUAACAGACAGUACAGGACAACAAGUGAUCGGUGAACUACUAAAACUGGAGCGCAAAGACGUCUGGGAUAUGAAGUGGGCCAGAGAUAAUCCAGAUUUGUUUGCAAUGAUGGAAAAAACAAGAAUGUAUGUUUUCAGAAACUUGGAUCCUGAGGAACCAAUUCAAACCUCUGGUUAUAUUUGCAACUUUGAAGAUUUAGAAAUUAAGUCUGUCCUUUUGGAUGAAAUAUUAAAGAAUCCAGAGCAUCCUAACAAAGACUACAUAAUUAACUUUGAAAUCCGGUCCUUGAGAGACAGCCGAGCCUUGAUUGAGAAGGUUGGAAUUGAAGAUGCGUCCCAGUUUAUAGAAAAUAAUCCACAUCCUCGACUUUGGCGUCUACUCGCUGAAGCAGCUCUUCAGAAGCUCGACCUCAAGACCGCCGAGCAAGCCUUCGUGCGCUGCAAAGAUUACCAGGGUAUUAGGUUUGUGAAGAGCUUAGGCAACCUACAGAACGAGUCGAUGAAACAGUCUGAAGUUGCAGCCUACUUUGGAAGGUUUGAAGAAGCUGAAAGGAUGUAUUUGGAUAUGGACAGAAGAGACCUGGCUAUUGGACUCCGACUAAAGUUAGGAGACUGGUUUCGAGUACUACAGUUACUUAAAACAGGAUCUGGUGGUGCAGAUGACAGCCUCCUUGCACAAGCACAUAAUGCCAUUGGAGAUUACUUUGCUGAUAGGCAGAAAUGGUUGAAUGCUGUACAAUAUUAUGUAAAAGGUCGGAAUGAGGAGCGCUUGGCUGAAUGUUACUACAUGUUGGAAGACUAUGAAGGACUAGAGAAUCUGGCCAACUCCCUUCCUGAAAAUAACAAAUUACUCCCUGAAAUAGCACAGAUGUUCGUGAGAGUUGGGAUGUGUGAACAAGCUGUAUCUGCGUUUCUGAAAUGUAAUCAGCCAAAAGCUGCAGUAGAUACCUGUGUACACCUAAAUCAAUGGAACAAAGCUGUCGAGCUGGCUAAAAAUCACAGUAUGAAAGACAUUGGAUCGCUGCUAGCUAGAUAUGCAUCUCAUCUAUUGGAAAAGAACAAAACCCUUGAUGCCAUAGAACUCUACCGCAAGGCUAAUUAUUUUUUUGAUGCUGCUAAACUCAUGUUCAAGAUUGCAGAUGAAGAGGCAAAGAAAAGGACCAAACCUUUACGGGUGAAGAAGCUUUAUGUACUGUCAGCUUUACUAAUAGAACAGUACCAUGAGCAGAUGAAAAAUACACAAAAGGGAAAAGUUAAAGGCAAGAGUUCAGAGGCCAAUUCUGCUUUAGCUGGCUUGCUUGAGGAGGAUGUUCUGUCUUCAGCUAGUCGGUUCACAGAUAAUGCCUGGAGAGGGGCUGAGGCUUACCAUUUCUUCCUACUUGCCCAGAGACAACUGUAUGAGGGCUAUGUGGAAACAGCGUUGAAAACAGCCCUUCACCUAAGAGACUACGAAGACAUCAUCCCUGCAGUUGAAAUCUAUUCCCUGUUAGCCGUGUGCGGGUGUGCCUGCAGAGCAUUCGGCACCUGCUCUAAAGCUUUUAUAAAGCUCGAAGCCCUAGAGACCCUCAGUGCAGAACAGAAGCAGCAAUAUGAAGAUCUCGCCCUGGAAAUCUUCACCAAACACGCUCCCAAAGAUAGUCGGAAACCUGAAUUAGAAGGCCUUCUUGAAGGAGGGGAAGGAAAACUUCCAACGUGCGUGGCAACAGGAAGCCCCAUCACCGAAUAUCAGUUCUGGAUGUGCAGUGUAUGCAAGCAUUGUGUUCUGACUCAGGAAAUCAGUCAUUAUAACUUCUGUCCUCUGUGUCAUAGCCCUGUGGGGUAACUGAAGAAACCCAAGGACCCACCUGUUUCACCGUGUAAAAUAAUCAGCACAAGAGAAACUCUCUUUUUCUUCACACAGUACCCCCUUUUUUUUCUUUUAGAAUUAAUUAGGGCGAAAAAAUCAGCCAGAAUUGACAAAGAUACAAUAACCGAAGGCAUAUGCAUCAGUUGAAGCUGGUAAAUUCAGGUAGAGGUCUACAUGUAGUUACUUCUGCUUAAUAAAUAAGUUAUGAGUAAUUUACAUGGAGACAAUUUAGAAAAAAAUGGAGAGUACAAGGAUGACGAUUUGAGGGCAAUGAUUGAGGGACUGAAACAUUUGGAAAUGGUUCAGAUUUUGUUUUCAUAAUCAUAUAAGACUCUUCUUUGUCCCUGUCAUGAUGAAAAAGUUCAGGUUUCAUUUCUGUACGGUAAAAUAGGUACUCCAGAAGUGUUUGCCAGGUAAAUAUUCAGCCAUAUUUAUAAUUAGGGAUCUGGAGUUCCAGCUGGCAAGCUACGCCCCACUUUUCAUUUAAACAUCUCUUAGGCCAGUGGGGAAUGAAACUUUGUGUUUCUGUUUCAAUUCCUACUUACUAGUUUAAAAGAAGCAAAUAUGGCAGAAAUAAAAGAAUAAGUGCCGUUUCACGAGGUCAUUGGUCUCAGUGAAUUUUAUGGGAAGUUAGGUUCCUGUCUACACUCCGCCCCCGACACACCAAAUCCACUGGUAUGACAUACCCUAGUAGUAAUGGCAAUGGAAAGGUAAAUUAUUGAAUGUGCUGAGGUCUACUGGAAGGUUAGUGUGCUUAAGGAUUAUGCUGACAUCUUUCUAAAUGAUUGGAAAAUUUGACAUUGUUAAGCCCAUUUAUUGUUCUCAUUUAUAGGUACUAAAGCCACUUUGAAAAAUAAAUAUUUUUAAAUACAGAA